GCCUCCUCUCGCUCUUCCUCUCCUUCCCUCUUCCCCAUCCCCCGUCCCCUCCCCAUCUCCUCCUCUUCCUCCUUCUGUCUCUCUCUAUACCUCUACAAUGCAUCUUCUCCGUGCUGCGCGCCAAGGUGCCUCUCUCGCCGGUGUCUCCCGCCGCGCUUUCUCCUCGUCCUCCGUUCGUGCCGGCUACGAAGACACCGUCAACAACCUCAAAAUCAACGCCGACACCAAGGUCCUUUUCCAAGGAUUCACUGGCAAACAGGGUACUUUCCAUGCUACGCAGGCCAUAGAAUAUGGAACCAAAGUCAUCGGUGGAACCAACCCCAAGAAGGCUGGUCAGACCCACUUGGGUCUGCCCAUCUUCGGAACCGUUGAAGAGGCAGUCAAGGAGACUGGUGCUUCGGCCUCUGCUAUCUUCGUCCCUCCCCCUCUCGCUGCGGCUUCUAUCGAAGAGGCCAUUGCUGCUGAGCUUCCGCUGGUCGUUUGCAUCACUGAGGGAAUCCCCCAACACGACAUGGUUCGCGUGGUCGACAUGUUGAAAACCCAGAGCAAGACCCGCUUGGUCGGUCCUAACUGCCCUGGUAUCAUUGCUCCGGAGCAAUGCAAGAUUGGAAUUAUGCCUUCUUACAUCCACAAGCGCGGGCGCAUUGGCAUCGUUUCUCGUUCCGGCACUCUCACCUACGAGGCCGUCAACCAGACCACCAACGUCGGUCUCGGCCAGUCCCUUGUCAUCGGAAUCGGUGGUGAUCCCUUCUCGGGCACCAACUUCAUCGACGCCCUCAAGGUCUUCCUUGAGGACGACGGAACCGACGGAAUCAUCAUGAUCGGUGAGAUCGGUGGUUCGGCCGAGGAAGAGGCCGCCGAGUACCUCAAGCAGUACAACUUGACCCGCGCCCAGCCCAAGCCCGUCUGCUCCUUCAUCGCCGGUGUGUCUGCUCCCCCCGGCCGCCGAAUGGGUCACGCCGGUGCCAUUAUCUCCGGAGGUAAGGGCGGUGCUUCAUCCAAGAUCGCGUCCUUGACCGCUGCUGGUGUUGCGGUCGAGAAGUCGCCUGCUCGUCUCGGAAAGACUUUGUACGAGGAGUUUGUCAAGUACGACUUGUUGUAAAAACCUCUUUUUUGUGUGAUUGAUGUCUGAGAGGGUGCCGGGUUCGUAGUAUAGUCCUGUUCAAGUCAUGUACCCGACAUGCUGCUACCGCGUAAACUCUUCUUGUCUUUCUAUAUAUCUAUCUAUAUAUCUUUCUGCUAUCUUUUAUCUUUUCUUAUAUUAUACUAUUUUUUGUAGUUAGUUUUCAUAUUCCUAUUUUACAUAGUAUAGUGCAUGAUAUAAAAAAAUUUACAGAAAAUCACCGACGACUGUGUCGUAGGUUUUUUUGUUUACUAUAUUAUUCGUGGGUUUGAUUUCGUUUUUUGAGAGACUGUUGAAGUAAUAGUUAUAGAAAUUAUGAGUGUGCGAUAAGAGGAUUUGUGUAGAGACCAAUAAUAAACGAAUUGAUGGUUGUGAUAUAAUGCUGAGUUGAUUAUUUGAUAUUCAACAAA
Myxozyma melibiosi is the source of this 1533-nucleotide messenger RNA. Its product is annotated as succinyl-CoA synthetase-like protein. Gene Ontology annotation, cellular component: succinate-CoA ligase complex (ADP-forming); mitochondrion. The transcript has 6 exons. Gene Ontology annotation, molecular function: succinate-CoA ligase (ADP-forming) activity; succinate-CoA ligase (GDP-forming) activity. Gene Ontology annotation, biological process: tricarboxylic acid cycle. The coding region runs from base 98 to 1102 and encodes 334 amino acids. The record is from RefSeq and is a predicted model, not a curated record. Lineage: Eukaryota; Fungi; Ascomycota; Lipomycetes; Lipomycetales; Lipomycetaceae.